AUGUCCUUGCCGCCGCGAUUGUCAUCGUGCUCCCUUGUGCACACCGUGAGCCUUUCAGCGUUCUUUGAGGAUGGAUUCAGACUGGCGUCAUCUUCCUCGCCGUGCUUGUCGCGGCACCACACCGGCGACGCAGGCCAAUGUUGCACCACUGCAGAGGAAAGGAAUGUGCCGAGCCCGUGUGGAGGGCCAGCGGAAUACAGAGCUGGAGAAAAGCGUAUCCGGCUGUCUUUGAGUUGCACGAGCACCCAAGAUAUCACACCAAGCAGCGAGGGCAAAAUGGAGUCGGCGGAUCUUCUCUCUGGAGAUGGGGCUGAAGAAGGCAAGCUGCUGCCAUUUCAUAAGGACGAUGCUUCUCUCCUUCUCGAGCCUGCCGCCGCCUCGCUCGUUCGCUUGGGACCGAGUGGGUCGUGGUUGGGUUCACCCCCUCGCAGCGUGCCGGAGAAGUGCGAUGGCGUUCCAGGCGAAGAGCAGAGAUGGACCUCGUCGCUUCCGAAGGGAGGGAACGAAACGGCAAACUCCGCUGAACUUGCCUCAUUGCUGCAUACGGCGCUUCUGGAGUGCUACAGGGAAGAGGAUGAGUUGCUGAAAAGGGGACGGGAAGUGGCGGUGAGCAAGAAGGAAACGCGUCACUGCGCACCAAAACUGGUGACAGAAGAAAAGAUGGAGAGGGCGGAGAUGAGGCACCGCCCAUCCCCGUCAAAUUCGUCGUCGUCGUCUGGUACAUUUGAAAGAAUGGUGGAUUACAUUCAUGCACAGAAGCGUAGGCGCCUAGAGCAAUCGGAGAGACUGGAGAUUCAGGUGCGGGAUAUUGCACGGGUGAAGGAGCUGCCAGUUCUUGUGGAGGAUGCCGUCCGAUACGCGCAGCAACUGUUUGAGUGGAGUUGCAAAUGUGGCGGCAACGAUAAGGGUGCCUUUCUCGCAGAAGCAGGUGCGGUGCAUUCUGACGAAUCAACGUUGGAUGAUACGUGCUCCCCUUCCGGCACAACGCCGGUAUUUGCAGGGUCCACUGCAAGUGACAACAGGGAGGCCAAUAAUAUGUUAUAUGCCAAGUUUCCACCACCGCUCUUUCGUACCUCAUCCUUUGCAGCCGCUGUAGGACGACUCCUGCGGUGGGUAAGAACAUGGCAACGGGCAAUGCCAGGAGGGGUCAGUGUGACGGAAUCCAUUCCCACUAAGGCCGGGGAUAAAACACAACGUAACGGGAGUACGAAGGGAGCGGCGUCAAGAAAAAUGUCCACGAAGGCCGUGUUGAAGCUGAGUUCAGCAUCAUGUCAACAGCGGGAAAGGCAUGUUCGCCAACUGGAAACAAGAGAAAACAGCGGUUCUCUCAAUGAUGAUGGUGGUGAGAGGGAAGAAGAGGAUGAUGGCCGUGUAGCUAUGGCUUCGAACAGGAAGAAAGAAGAAGGGCAUAAACAUAAACGUACAGCUCUUCAAGGUUACCGGGAUGAUUGGAUCUGUAUGGCAGAUCAAAUGCUUGGAAACAGCAAUCGACACAUCACGCCGAGCCCUUUCAGAAGUGGGUCUCCUUUUGAGUCAAUAGAGGAGAAGGAAUAUGGCUUGGCUACUGAUCGUGUCAUUUACGAUGAAUAUGGUAACCGUUUACGCAGUGUGCGCCUGGCAAAAAAGAUGGCUGAGGAACGUGCACUGUAUGAAGAGGCUCAAAAGGCGCGGGAGCAGCGACGUGGGUACUUUGCUCGUGCUGAGGAAGAAACCCGUUCUACCCGUCGAGCUCUUUUUGAUGAAGUGAUUGACAGUGGAAGUGACGAGAUGAGCGAGGAUUCAAAUGAAGAUGUGACCAACAUCGCAGUUCUGCAUGGGCCAUGUGGUGUGGGAAAGACGGCGAUUGUUUACCUUGUGGCAGAGAUACUCGGUUACCGUGUGGUUGAGAUGAAUACCUCCGUACGGCGCUGCCCAAAGAACAUUGAUCGCCUAUUCUCGGAGGUAACACGAAGUCGGCGGCUCAGUGGCCUUGCUGCCGGAAAGGCAAUGGUCAGCAUUGAGGAGGAGUUAAAGAAGUUGAAGUCCGAGCACGCUGCUGCCCUUGCCGCGGUAUCUGCAACAGCCUCUGAAAUAAGUGAGACGACGAGUUUGAAGAAAAAGAAGAAGAAGAAGAAUGUCAUCUCUGCUAAAGCGGUGGCCGCUUUCUUUCGACCACGUGCAAGGGCAAAGUCCUCAGAGGUGAUUCUUGUUGACGGAAGCCCCACAGUUUCCGCAACGGUGCCGCCGCAUGAUAAGCAGGUGCUGAAUCACGCUGAGGAUUGCAAGUAUGGAAAACGUGAUGGGGAAGCAAGUGUGACGGUGGAGCCAAUGUUUGGGGGCCACGAAGGCACCACUCGUACACUUUUAUUAUUUGAGGAUGCAGACGUUAUUCUUGGUGAUGAAACGAUGAAAUCGUUCUACACCGCUGUUCGUGAUUUGGCGCAGCGCAGCAAAGUUCCUAUUAUUGUGACAAUUUCCUCCUCUGCCUCCUCCAGCAGCAGCAGCCCUACAACGACCACAAUGCAGGAGCCUGAAGCUGUCCAGAUUGUGCCACUGGAUGCGGCGCAGGUAUCGCAUUUCUUUGGAAAACGAACCCCAUUCACUGCUAUUGAGCCGAUGUCUCGUGCUGCCCUCUUCGCACAGUUGCUUGUGGUGGCGGCAGUGGAACGGGGACUUGUUAUGGUGCAGGGUGGGGCUGCUCCCCACAGGGAAGAAAAAGAUGAAGUCGGAAGCAGCUUAAACCACAAGAAAAGGAGAACGGAGGAGCCCAUGCUUCCAAGUACUCCUCUGGAACUGGUUAUGGUAAAAGAUGUGACGAAAUUUCGGCAGCUUGCCGAUGCUAUACGGUCGGAGGUGUACAAUGACGACUUGGAGACGCCAUCCCUUCCUCUCAAUGAUCCUGCAGAUGUACGGUUGUGGCUUAAUCGCCUGCAGUACCUUCUGUUGGUGGAGCAAUGGCCGGCGUCAGCGACAUCAAUGGGCUCUCGUCAUGAUGAAUGUAUUUUUGGCGGGACGCGCAUUCUCCCCAGAAAAACUGACGCAUGUUCUAAUGCUAUGCAGUUUGCUGGUGUCAAAAGUCACUGGGAUACACAGCUGGGUCGUGUACUUCGGGCACCAGAGUAUGAACGGCCGGCAGUCUCCUCCAUUUGGGAGUGGCAGGAAUUUCAAUACGCAGAAGAAAUUGCCGCUGAUAUUAAUGCCAAUUAUAAGUGCAGUGAUGGUUUUAUUUGGGAGACCCGCGGCAGCAACAACAGCAACGGUAGUGUGCUUUUAACAACCCCCCAAGUCGAAGUCCCAAUUGCGGUGGAGUUGGCGGAGGUUCUUCAAGGGGUUUUCCCCAAUGAUGUUUUUUGCCAGCAAAAAUGCAAAGGAGGAGUCGAAUCUGUCGAUGGAGUGCGUAGAAGGUGCACGACAACGACAAGGGAGCGCAUAGAUGCAUUUGGUGCUUGGUGGCGCCGCACAAAAAAGAAAGAUGCUGUAAAGUUCCAUGUUGCCGCACGUAGCGCGACUGCCUAUGAAGAUCUCAUUGGUUUCAGCUGCCUGCUGCAACAGGCUUCCCCUGUGGGGAAAGGAAUCAGUGGAUAA
Trypanosoma cruzi is the source of this 3564-nucleotide messenger RNA. RefSeq lists its product as uncharacterized. Gene Ontology annotation, molecular function: DNA binding; ATP binding; ATP hydrolysis activity. The coding region runs from base 1 to 3564 and encodes 1187 amino acids. The record is from RefSeq and is a predicted model, not a curated record. The transcript has a single exon. NCBI's taxonomy places the organism in Eukaryota, Euglenozoa, Kinetoplastea, Trypanosomatida, Trypanosomatidae. Gene Ontology annotation, cellular component: nucleus.